Molecule: messenger RNA, 1053 nt
Organism: Histoplasma capsulatum G186AR
Lineage: Eukaryota; Fungi; Ascomycota; Eurotiomycetes; Onygenales; Ajellomycetaceae
Exons: 3
Coding region: 1-1053 (350 amino acids)
Source: RefSeq, a predicted model, not a curated record
AUGAUGCGUGUCUUUCUACGUGCCAUCCAGAUUCUCCCCCAAAUGCAUCCCUCAGAGCCAGACGAUGACUACGAUCCUUACAAAUAUCCUGAAUUCUAUCUCCCCACCAUAACCCCAGCCCCUGACCUCAUCAACCUGCCUGACCCUCUAAUUCCGGAAUUCCGCCACAAGGACCGGGAAUACAAACUCCUCAGCCACCUUUGGCAUGUUCAGUUGGGCCAAAAUCAAGUACGGCAUCACUGGAACAUACAAGCUCUUCAUGAUUUCUGGCGCAAGUGUGGUCCACCUACAUUUGAUGGUAGACAUUAUGGCUGGUCACCGACCUGGAUUAUUGAUGCACUUGAUUCACUGAAGAUAGACCUGGAGAGGUUGCAGCGGACGGCGAAAAGGGUCAUGUUGAAAAGGGCCCGGAUGCGAGUGCAGGCAAGGCAGGUUCUAGAGAGUGUGGGCAUACAGGUGGAAGAUGAAGCACAGGUGAGUGAGGAGGAAGUGAAACUGGCUGUAGAGCUGGCGAGGGAAGAGGUAGGGGAUGGGGAUUGCGCGGGAGAUGAGGAGGUGAUGAUCAAGAAACUUUUGAAGGAUAGUGAUACGAACAGGGAAAGAAACGAGGCGAGAAGGGCAAGAUUGGGCGCGUUAAAGGAGCGUGGAAAACGGACGAUGGCAAACCGGUCAAAGGCAAGACUUGGCUGUCCCGAGAGCGAUGCUGGCGAUGCUGGCGAUGAGUCUCCUACACAUAAGCCACCGCGGGCACGAACACAACCCGUCACGCGUCCUUACCAUCCUGACGCCGAUGCUUCGGAGACGACCAAAAAGGCCGACAGCCUGUCACAUUUUCGGCAGGAAUCUGAGCCGAAAGGGCACAAGGAACAGAAGAGCUUGACUGUCGACUUUCAUUCCCAUUUGAUACAUAACCCUCUUACGAGUUCCUUGCCCAAAGGCGAAACGGCUGAUUCUGCACUCUCGAUGGACAUGGAGAUUCGGGUAUCCGAAUAUGAGGUUGAUUCUGGAUCGGACUCGGAACUGGAAAACUGGAGAGGCGACAGACGAGGUUGA